AUGUCACUACGCUGUCUAUGGGGAUUAUUGGCCGCCAUUUGCUUUGUGGCCACUGCGCAACAAGUCUACGAUGACGAAACUGACCACGACAAACGUUCGCCAUUGGACACGAUGCGCUUUGGAAAGAGAAGCUAUAUUGCGAAAUACGCAAUGGAUGAGCCAUUCACUCUCGUCCAGACGCCAUCGUUCCAAGGGGCUCGUCAGAAAGGAGCGUGCUCUGGGACCAUGCGGUUCGGCAAGCGCUCUGGACUCAGAUCGUUCGACAAUGGAAACUUUUUCAAACGUUCCUCCGCUGGCGGCGGCGAUCCGCUAAGUACAAUGCGCUUUGGAAAAAGAACUACAAAUCCGCUAAACACGAUGCGCUUCGGGAAGAGAGAUCCGCUCAGCACGAUGCGUUUUGGAAGAAAA
Molecule: messenger RNA, 408 nt
Organism: Mesorhabditis spiculigera
Lineage: Eukaryota; Metazoa; Nematoda; Chromadorea; Rhabditida; Rhabditidae
Source: the annotation of a GenBank genome assembly